Callithrix jacchus (white-tufted-ear marmoset) is the source of this 1674-nucleotide messenger RNA. It is a transcript of the gene OR3A1, whose product is annotated as olfactory receptor family 3 subfamily A member 1. The record is from RefSeq and is a predicted model, not a curated record. Lineage: Eukaryota; Metazoa; Chordata; Mammalia; Primates; Cebidae. Gene Ontology annotation, molecular function: olfactory receptor activity; G protein-coupled receptor activity. Gene Ontology annotation, biological process: G protein-coupled receptor signaling pathway. Gene Ontology annotation, cellular component: membrane.
CUCCUUGGAUGUUUCUUUGAAGGAACUCAUGCAGCAAGAAUCUGGGGCCAAUGGAACGGCCAUUGCUGAGUUCAUCCUGCUGGGAUUGGUGGAGGCACCAGGGCUGCAACCAGUUGCCUUUGUGCUCUUCCUCUUUGCCUACCUGGUCACAGUUGGGGGCAACCUCAGCAUCCUGGCAGCCAUCUUGGUGGAGCCCAAACUCCACACCCCCAUGUACUUCUUCCUGGGGAACCUCUCAGUGCUGGAUGUUGGGUGCAUCAGCGUCACUGUUCCCUCUGUAUUGAGUCGUCUCUUGUCCUACAAGCGUGUAGUUCCCUAUGGAGCCUGCCUUACCCAGCUCUUCUUCUUCCAUCUGUUCGUUGGAGUGGACUGCUUCCUGCUGACCGCCAUGGCCUAUGACCGAUUCCUGGCCAUCUGCCGGCCCCUCACCUACAGCACCCGCAUGAGUCAGACAGUCCAGAGGAUGUUGGUGGCUGCGUCCUGGGUUUGCGCUUUCAGCAAUGCACUGACCCACACUGUGGCCAUGUCCACACUCAACUUCUGUGGCCCCAAUGUGAUCCAUCACUUCUACUGUGACCUCCCGCAGCUCUUCCAGCUCUCCUGCUCCAGCACCCAAAUCAACAAGCUGCUACUUUUUGCUGUGGGUUUUCUAAUGGCAGGUACCCCCAUGGCUCUCAUUGUCAUCUCCUAUAUCCACGUGGCAGUGGCAGUCCUGCGAAUUCGCUCUGCAGAGGGCAGGAAGAAAGCCUUCUCCACAUGUUGCUCCCACCUCACUGUGGUUGCCAUAUUCUAUGGUUCAGGUAUCUUUAACUAUAUGCGACUAGGUUCAACCAAGCUUUCAGACAAGGAUAAAGUUGUUGGGAUUUUCAACACUGUCAUCAACCCCAUGCUGAACCCAAUCAUCUACAGCCUCAGAAACCCUGAUGUGCAGAGUGCCCUCUGGAGGAUGCUCGUGGGGAGGCAGGCACUGGCUUGAGGAGGUCUCCAUUGACUCUUUCUCCCUGUGUCUUUUUGUACUAAAGGAAAAAUCGUCUAGAGCCAGAAACUAGGAAAAACAUGGUUCAGACCUGUUUCUAUCUCCCUGGGCAUAAGAAGGACUUUUUGUAGGGAAGAAUAGCUAUCAUUUCUUAAAGCAGCCCUGCCCAGUUUUAGGCAGUGGGUGUAGAGUUUCUGCCAAGCCAGCCCCUUAGACAAAUUACUUCAGGCACUGUGUUCUCCCCUUUCUGGCUAGAGGGGAAACCUGGGAAGCUGUGAAUGCUUACAGGCUUACAGAGAGGGAAUGACUCUUUGUUUGGAUACAGCCUGGGUUCCCAGAAGCACCCCAGAAAACUUCCCCCACCCCAAAGUCAUCUUUUAUCCUCAAGUUCAGGUAUGCUGCAUCUGUUUAUAAAUCAUAGGUCUAGAGAUUAGGAUUAUUUUAUUUCUCCCAUCAGAGCACUAUAAGCAAAAAUGAAACAAACAGAAACAAAAAACAAAAAAGGAGCUCUUUCGAUUCCCAUUAAACAAAGAUCCCAUAGCAUCUCCAGGGGGCAGAGGGGAAGCUGUAUGAUGAUGUGUCCCCUAGUAAUUCUGGAACACGAGACCUGUGUGCAGCUCAAAGACUUGCUUCUAAAUGCUCAAACUCCAUUAAUAUGUAUUAUAUAUCUUAUGACACAAAAAGGAAUUUUCCUCAUC